This is a messenger RNA of Drosophila biarmipes, 1576 nucleotides long. It is a transcript of the gene bwa, whose product is annotated as alkaline ceramidase. The transcript is spliced from 5 exons. Lineage: Eukaryota; Metazoa; Arthropoda; Insecta; Diptera; Drosophilidae. Gene Ontology annotation, cellular component: membrane. Gene Ontology annotation, biological process: ceramide metabolic process. Gene Ontology annotation, molecular function: hydrolase activity, acting on carbon-nitrogen (but not peptide) bonds, in linear amides. Bases 395 to 1282 code for a protein of 295 amino acids. The record is from RefSeq and is a predicted model, not a curated record.
UUUUGUUUAUUAUUAUCGCGACGGUCGUUGCGCGCUGGGUUUUAUUUUUUUAAAUAGUGUUCUUCCCUGUGGGAGACCGCAGUAGCCCAAACGUCGUAGAAUCGUCGCCUGCCCCACAAAGAACCAAUUAUUUCCUUGCGCAACCGAAGGAUAAUUUCAAAUUUCAUUUGGCAACGGUACCGGAAGGCAAUUAACAAAGACACGCAAGAGCUUGCACACUGCACACGGCUAUUAUGCAAAGUGCAGCAUUGCAGCUGGCCAAAGAUUGCAAAAAAAGAGAAAAUAAAAACAAAUGCUAAAAGUGCCUUGACAAAGCGAGAAUUCCCCUAAAAACCAGCUGAAGCUGUGAUCUCGGUUUUCGGUUCUCCGCAGAGUGGGUGGCGAAGUGGGCGGGAUGGGGGGCGGUGGCUUGCUGGACCUCUACUCCAUGGCCUGGGAGCACCUGAGACCCGGAAGCUCGCCCGUCGACUGGUGCGAGGGCAACUACUUGAUUUCGUCCAACAUCGCCGAGUUCGUGAACACGUUCAGCAAUAUCCUGUUUAUCCUCCUCCCGCCCGUGCUGAUAAUGCUGUUCAAGGAAUACGGACGCUUCGUAACGCCCGGCAUCCAUGUGAUCUGGGUGCUGCUCAUUGUGGUGGGCCUCAGUUCCAUGUAUUUCCACGCCACCCUGAGCCUAAUUGGCCAACUGCUCGAUGAACUGGCCAUUCUGUGGGUCUUCAUGGCGGCCUUUUCUUUAUUCUAUCCGAAGCGCUACUAUCCCAAGUUCGUGAAAAACGAUCGCAAAACCUUCAGUUGGCUCAUGUUAAUGUCGGCGAUCGCCGCCACGGGCUUGUCUUGGUGGAAGCCCAUUGUUAAUGCCUUUGUGCUCAUGUUCAUGAGUGUUCCGACCAUGCUAAUGCUCUACACGGAACUACAGAGAGUUAGAGACCAGAGGGUUUACCGCCUGGGAAUCCGAUCGACGACAGUCUGGGCCGUGGCCGUUUUCUGCUGGAUUAAUGACCGAGUUUUCUGCGAGGCCUGGUCGGCGAUCAAUUUUCCGUACCUGCACGGCUUCUGGCACAUCUUCAUCUUCAUAGCCGCUUACACGGUGCUGGUGCUGUUCGCCUAUUUCUACGUGGAAUCGGAGCUGCCCCAGCGACAGCCGCUCCUCAAGUACUGGCCGAAGAACGAGUUCGAGUUCGGGAUACCCUUCAUCUCGAUCAGGAACCCAGAUUCGAAAGAUUGGCUCGUCUACUGCAGCCUGUACAUGCAGGACUAUGACUACAAGCACGGCAAGAACUAAUGCAAGAUUUCGGAUGAAGGGGUUCCCCCAACGGGGAGCCUUCUCCAAGCAUAGACAAAAACACAGCGUGAUAUAAGUUAGUGUUGCAGGAGGAGGAACACUUAAAUUAAAUAUACACUACAUAGGCGUUAUAAAUGUAGCUGUCUGCCAAAUGCAGAAACCAAAUUAUGUAUAGCUGCCAUAACUAGAGCGUUACGUUAGGAAAUAUGAUUUACCUAGUUUAAUAAAUGUCAACAAAUGUACUGCGUUAAAUCCAAGCUCCUUUGUUUUAGCCUAAUAAAGAAUAUUAUUUCA